CUGUCAGCUGGGUUCGGUGACGUCACUCGUGUGAGCUUUUCUCUUCGGUCGCACUUUGCUGAUGUCAGCAGUCAGUAACGGCUUCUAUUUCCAUGGUAAAAACCAAUGUGUGUUUUGUGGGAAGACGGAACAAAGGCUUUUACAGAAGGAAUUGCAAGCAAGAUUAGUGAUUUUCUGGAUUUUUAGAUGGCAGAUUCAAGGAUGCUUGCGUCACCAACCUCGCAUUCCGCUGAGAAUGUCGGUGACAAGAAGCAUUACAACAAAGCCCUCAAGGAGUUGCUGGGAAUAAUACAGAGUUCUAAAUGGAUCGAUUAUGAAUAUGAUUUCAGUCAGACGGAUAUAGCAGACCAGAGUGAUGACGACGUUUGUCCUAUUCAGGAUUAUAAUACACAUCUGUACACAGAGACAGAUGUAACAUUGCCUUCUCAUCUGGUAGCCAACACUUGUAUUGAGCCAUCUCUGGAUACUAACAGCCCUCUUGCUAAUAAACUGAAUCUGAGGAGACCACGCAACAGUUCCUUAAAGGUCCCAAGUAUUGUAUCUUCGGAGGUUCGUGAUAUUUAUGAAGAGUUGUCAGAAAUCUACCAGAAAUUGCAGAAAGAAAGGAUGUCGCAGCAUGAGUAUUCACUUCAGUUGAAAAAACGGGAGCAGAGUUUACGAGACAGGGAAGACAUGUUAUUCAAGCAUCAAGCUACUCUCAGCAAAAUUAAAAGCGUUGAAGAGAUUGUUCAUGACAAAUUUGGGAUAAUGAAACAGCAGCAUGAUGCAGAGGUAAAACGCCUGUCGGAAGCUCUUAAAGACAAGGUUAAAGAAAACAAAAGGCUAAAAUCCUCUUUUGACACCUUGAAGGAAAUGAACGACGCAUUAAAAAAACAGCUGAAUGAAGUAAGUGAGCAAAACAAGACAUUGGAAAUUCAAGCUAGAAAAGUGCAGUCGCGCCUGGAAAAUUUGCAAAAAAAGCAAGCGUUUCUUACCGUGCAGAGAUGCAAAGAUGUUGCUCAGGUCAUACGUGACCCAAAAUUUUAUAAGAUCGAAAAAGCUCCUGUUCCAAAAAAAGCUAAGGUUCUUUCCAAUAUGCAAGUAUACAAACUCUUAACCUACCUUAUGGACUGGAUGUAUGCAUCGGAAGAAAGUAGAAGCGGAGACAAGCCAUUAUGCACAGACAAAUUGCCCGUAAACUGUGUGCAGGAAAAGUGUGCCAAGGCCCUGCCUAUUAUUAUGGAGCAGUUUGAAUGGAUGCCAUAUGUCAAUGCCAAGAUGCAUUUAUCAUUCAUGAGGUUUACAUAUUGGACUGUGGUUCAGCUUGAUUCCGCGACACAGUCCACCAUGACCUCAACUCUAAGGCGAAUUGGCGAUGAAACCUAUAAAGGAGUUUUGUGUAAUUCCACAGAAGAUGACAGCAUGGAACGCAACCCGAAAUCUGUAGCUUUUUUUAAAAGUAAUAAUUUACCGCUCCGAUUUAUUUCAACACUGGUUGUUCUCAAAACUGUAACACAAGUGGACUACCUAGCCCAGGCCUUGGAUUCCCUUUGCAUGGACCUGAAAUGUGAUGAGGGAAGAAUAUUGUUCUUGGAGUAUCAGGCUGUGCCAAUGGUUGUACAUCUUCUACAUCUCACCAAUAGAGGACUUAUUUCCAGCGUCCUUGAUAUUUUACUUCAACUUUCAAUGGAGACCAGAUUUUUGCAGCCAUUCCUGGAGUCAUGUAGCACGGAAUCAUUUUUUAGGACCUGUGCUGUUUUACUUAAGGAUUCUAAAGUUGAUGUGCAAAUACUUGAAAAACUAAGUAUUGUUCUACAAAAGCUUUCCAAAGUUAGGAGUAAUAAAAAGUUUUUUGACACCUUUAACAUCCCUCAAGUGAUCCAAGAAAUGCAGAGGACAGCCAACCCAGACCACGCCUUUCUUGUUAUAAACCUGAACUCUAUUCUUUUUCACUUGGGUUUUUCUAAGCCCAAAAUACUUUCACCUAGCGUCGGCACUAACCAGGACUAAUGCUACAAUAUAACCCUAUUUUUCUUGUGUUUACAAUGUGGCAUGGAUGUGCAAUCUAAGUGAUGUGAGUUACUGUAUGCUUGUCAUUGUGGCUUAUUUAUUAUAAAAAAAAAAAAAUAACACUAAAAAGUUUGCGCAAAGGUGAGGGUGUAUAACAAACAGAUCCCAUGUAUGAUAUUUCCAGUGCAUGUUAGAUACACCUGAUUGGUUGCUAUAACUAAAAGCUAAACUCUCUCUUGUGUUUUAGAAUUCCCCACAUGGGGCUAUGUUACAGACGUUGUAUGGAUGGAGUUUGUUCUGUUUCCCAUGGGAAUUCUGUUAACUUUUCUUUUUUACUUUAUAGUGUUUUAUAGUGCAGUAUUUCAGUGGCCGGUGUAAUGGUUAUUUGGAGGGCUUCAAACAUAUUUGAAAAAAAAAUCUGUUCAGUUAAUUUUAUUUAGGUUAAAGCUAUAAGAUUUCUAAAGAAAACAAUACUUUCCUGUGAUUGUCUUUUCAGCAAAUUUCAAAAAACACGCCAAUCUUAAAACUUUUAAUCAAUAACAUAAUAUAUUGGCAUUAAGGUACCUAUGGACAGCUAAACAUGGCCAGAACUGCCAAGUAUGUCAUCAGUAAUUCAUCAUAAUGUAAUACCACUCUGGGGUCUGACUUCAUAUGCUUUCACAAGGGCAGUUUACAUUUCUGAGGCAUUCUGUUUACAUGCAUAGGACAGUAUAAUAAAACAAUAAGACUGCUUUUAAAGCUGAACUUCGGCCGAUAUAAAAAUCAGCCAAUUAGUUCAGUUAUGUAUUCAUUUAAAUUUUAAAUGUUUAAAUAGCUGAAUUUUUCUUUGUAAUUCCAUGUACAGUAGCACUCACACUGUGAGAUGAAGGGGCAAGCACUAGGAGCUGAUCAGGUGUGCCAACAGCACAUUCUGUUAAAGGAACAUACUGGCAGGAGAAGAGGGCAGAUAGUGAACUCAUCACUGUUGCUCCUUCACUGUCCAUUUACUUGGUGAGAGUAGGUAGCUGUACUGCGUGACUACAGUAGAGAAAAGUCACAUUAUCAGACUGGCUGCUGAGCUGACUGCAAAGCUGUGUAAAUCUCAGAAUUGGCUUAUCAAAAUUACACAUUUAAUGGCAAAUACACAGCUCUCAUAUAUGUAUGUAUGCUGACUGUUUAGCUUUUUGCCUAGUAGUAAGCUUAAAAAAAAACAAAAAAACAAUGUUGUAGUUUAGACAUACCUAAGCCGGCCAUAGAUCGAAAAUCUGCCAGUCAUGCCAGGAAAUUCAAUCCAUGUAUGGGCAGGGAGGUUGUACAGAAGUUGAUCUACUGAUAAAAUUCUGUACAACCACCCUGUCGAUUUUUUUCCUCGCUAAAUCAGUGCUGCAGGCCUGCAACACUGAUCAGUGUAUUCUGAUGGCGGGAAAGUCUCCCUGCUGUCAGUAUACAAUAGCUCAGAAGAUGUGCAACGGGGAAAACAAAACCGUUUUUUCAUUCAACCCACUGAUUGAACAAAGAAAACAUUGUAUAAUUCAAGGAAUUCCUUAGUUUUAUUGCCCCUAUUGUGCCUUUUUUGGCCCUCAGUAUCCCAUUAAUUUUAAAGCAUUGUUGAAUCAGCUGAUAAGGAUACCCUACAUGUUUUUUUUAAUGUUAACUGCUUACAUUCCCUCAGCGCCUUUAGGAAACUGUCGCACAACACCGCCGGCCUAAAAAAGCUGCAGCUGGGUAAUUCCCCCCACCCCCUGAAGCCACAUGUGGGUAAUUCCCCCACCCCCUGAAGCCACAUGUGGGUAAUUCCCCCACCCCCUGAAGCCACAUGUGGGUAAUUCCCCCACCCCCUGAAGCCACAUGUGGGUAAUUCCCCCUACCCCCUGAAGCCACAUGUAACAAAAAAAUGAGGAUGCUGGUUACAUCAUUGACCUAUUAUGUCCAUUUGGUCAAUGGCAUUGUCCAUAUCCUAGUUCAUCACUACUCAGCAUCUUAUGCAUCAGUUUACUAUGUUUACUAAACUGUGCCGGUUCUCCUACACAUCUGUCCUAGAAAUAUUUUAAAACGACCCCCAAUAUUUCAGAGUUGUGUUUUACAUUAUGGGUAGUUUAUUUUUAUUUAAUAACAGAAGUGAUAGAUCUAAAGAGUUUAUAUUGUUGAAAACAUUCAUGAGUAAACAAGCCUCUUAAAUGGCUUGAGUCAUUUAAAUGCCUGCCUUCCUAUGGUACACCAAUUGGUCAUGUUCAUCCAGAGACAUAAAAUAUGUUGCUCAUUUCCAGAAAUCUGACCCUGUCUCUCCUAAAUUUGGGCCAUUAUGUUGGUUGAAGCUGAGCUCUAGAAGUUGGAGAUGUUGGGUGGUGACUUCAUGAUCUCCACCUCAUUCAUUCGGUAAACACUUUGUGUUCAUUGGGGAAAAAAAAUGCAAGGCACCUUCCCUAAAUGUUGCCCAUCCAGCAGGGCAGUCACGCAGCAUGGCACCAGAAGACUGCAAAAAUCACUGUUGUAACCACAUCUACUACGGUGAUUUUUUGCUUCCACAGGCAUCCAACGGGUAUGGAAUAUGUAUUAUAUUUUCCAUACAAUGCAAACUGUACCUGGAGUUCAGCUUUAAUGAAGCUAACUGGAAACUCUUUCUGAAAAUGUGCACUGCAUUAUCAGACUGUUUAUGUAUAUUUAAUAGAGGGUUAUCAAAGAAGAGGCUUCAAUAAGAUUGCUGGAGCUCUGCUGGGAGAGCUUGUGCACUUCAUUUAUUGGUCAACAGAUGCCAUUUAGCUGGUUUGUAUAUUGAACCACAGACCGUUGAA
Molecule: messenger RNA, 4760 nt
Organism: Rana temporaria (common frog)
Lineage: Eukaryota; Metazoa; Chordata; Amphibia; Anura; Ranidae
Gene: CCDC138
Product: coiled-coil domain containing 138
Exons: 15
Coding region: 187-1989 (600 amino acids)
Source: RefSeq, a predicted model, not a curated record